AUCUCACCCAGCCCAACCCAACCACCAAGUCACCACCAGUCCUCCCGGAUCCGCCUCGGUCACAUCUCCCUCCCCCUGCUACUGCUCUCGCAUCGCUCCCUCCGCCGCCCUCGGGGUCGGCGCCAUUGGCGGCGCGCUUCUACCACCACCCGUCCCAGGCCAGCAGUUGUAAACAUGCUUCACCAUUCAAAUAGCCGGAACCAAAGGAACAGGGGAUCAAGAAUCAAAACACUACUCCAAGCUACCUUACUUUUAGGUGUUGUUAUUUGGCUUCUGUAUCAGGUGAAGCAUUCCUAUGACAGGAAAAAUGAGUACUUGGAUGAUCCUGAGGACCAGCUUGCCCAUAAUGAUAGAAGCAUGUUCCAGGGGAGGAAAGAAAAGGCAGGUAGUUACAGCGAUAACAACAUGGAAAUGUUUGGAGAGCAUUCAGUUUUAAUAACCAAAACAGAGGAAGGUGCUGUAGAUCAUCAUUCAGAUACUUUUGAUCACAAUGAAGAGAAGAAUGGAGAAACUGUAUUUGAGAAAGACAAUACUGACUUGCAUGAAGAUGAUAAGAGAAACACUGAGAGGUCAGAAGCUGAAGAAGGGCAAGCCAACAGUGGCGAUGGCAAUACGGAAGCUCAUAGUAAUAACAAUGCCGAUGAAACAACUGGUCACUCAGAAGCAGACAAGCAUGAUGCUGAAUCCAACUCUGUCGCAGAGGGUAAAAGUGAAGUCCAUUCAACUGGAGAUGACGUGUCCCAAAACAAUCAUGCACAAGAGGAAAACACUGGCGAGAUGAAUGGAAAGUCCCAUGAUGCAGUGGUACAAGGUGAUGAAUCCACUAAUACAGAUCAGACCAAUGCAAGCGGCAAUGGAUCAGACAGAGAAGAAGGUGAGAAAAAGGUGGCAGUGGAUACUCAAACUGGCUCUGAAUCCCUUCCUGACGAUGCCAAGACUGAGACAAGUGAUGGCCAUGCCACCGGAAGUCUUCCUGAUGAAACUGGUAAUAUACCAUCGGUUCAUAAUGAUAAUUCGCAAAAUGAUGCCAGUGAAAACCAGGGUAAUGCAGCUUCCACUACGUCAGAUUCUUCUGAGCAUAGCACCAGUGAGGCUGUUCAUAUUGAGACUGGAUUGGAGGAUGAAGGUGCAACAACAUCAUCUGGAACUGCAUCUGGUGAUGAUAAGGGUAACUCUGUGGAGUCUAACUCAUCUCUUGACGCCACUGCAGAAGAAAAGACUGGGACUGCAUCUGGUGAUGAUGAGAAGGGUGCAGAAGCAGGUACUGCCAAUGAGGUGUUGGAUUCCAAAGCAGGGACCUCUGAGGAAGGCAAUGCUGCAACAGGAGUUGCCAAUGACCAGGCUGCAAAUACGGAGACAGAGAACUCCCAAGGAGACUCUGCUGCUGAAGUAGUCAACGGUUCUUCAGAAGAGACUAAGCCUGUGGAGAACCAGAGUGAUGGAACUACAGAGGCGUCUAACAAUGGUGAGCAGGUGGAUGCCAAGAUUGAAACCAGCACAUCUACCAAUGACGAGCACAGUGAAUCUCAAGGCGGCGAUGGCAGUUCUGGAUCAAAUGACUCAAAUGGCAGUGGAUCUGAACAAACUGGCACAACUGAAACCCAGUGAUACCACCUAUUGGACGCGAACAUUGUUUAGUAUACAUCUGUUCCUAGACAUGAAGAGAAGCCAGUGCACAUAGGAAAACUUUUCAGAUUGUGGUUCAUCAAUUGUAGUUGAUUCUGCCGAUGUACAAUUGUGCCAAUUCCGCAGACCACAUGAUCGGUUCUUUGCAAUGCUAUCGCUUAUAGCAUGUUUUCUUGUCAAGUUGUACUCAAGUGACUUUGGCUGCAUUCUAUAUGGUAAUCUGUUCAUUGUUUGGUGUAAUGACAAAGUCGUAUGAAAUUCGGAAUCCAACUGCGGGCGAAACAUCCAUCUUAUAGGAUGACUGCUACUCAUGUACUGCUGUUUUCUUUUUCUUC
Messenger RNA from Phragmites australis (common reed), 1961 nucleotides. RefSeq lists its product as uncharacterized. Lineage: Eukaryota; Viridiplantae; Streptophyta; Magnoliopsida; Poales; Poaceae. The coding region runs from base 175 to 1608 and encodes 477 amino acids. The record is from RefSeq and is a predicted model, not a curated record. The transcript has 2 exons.